Engraulis encrasicolus (European anchovy) is the source of this 887-nucleotide messenger RNA. RefSeq names its product histone H2A-like. The coding region runs from base 462 to 839 and encodes 125 amino acids. NCBI's taxonomy places the organism in Eukaryota, Metazoa, Chordata, Actinopteri, Clupeiformes, Engraulidae. The transcript has a single exon. Gene Ontology annotation, molecular function: structural constituent of chromatin; protein heterodimerization activity; DNA binding. Gene Ontology annotation, biological process: heterochromatin formation. Gene Ontology annotation, cellular component: nucleosome; chromatin. The record is from RefSeq and is a predicted model, not a curated record.
UUUCAGUAAUCAACAAGCUUCAAUGUUAAGGCAUAUCGUAUCUUUGGAUAUGAAAGGAAACUUAAAAGUUUAUAUAUAAAACAGGUACAGCGGCAAAUCCAGUAACAUCUACCUCAUUAUGCGAAGAAGGAAUAAGAGGUGUAACAACUAUGUAGUAUCAUGUGCAAGUGUUGUACUUACACCAUAGCUUUACUUCUUUUACUUUUCUUCUCACAUCUGAAAUGUAGUAAACAAAACAUAAUAUCCUGGAAAAGCUGUCCGUUAUCUUAUCUCUGGUCCGAAUAUAGAACAUGUUCCCUAGCACUAGCAGCGAGUGUUCUGAUUGGGUCUUUUUAUUAUGGAGUUGGCGAAUCAGAGAGUUCCUGUCAUAUAUAAAUUCAGAUCAAAUUCUCCGAUAUGAACAGUACUUAAAACCUCAACAUUUUCUCAGCAAAAUCCUUUGAACUUGAGAAAGUAUAACCAUGAGCGGAAGAGGCAAGACCGGAGGGAAGGCUAGGGCCAAGUCCAAGACUCGUUCAUCCAGGGCCGGACUCCAGUUCCCCGUGGGCCGUGUCCACAGGCUGCUCCGCAAGGGCAACUACGGUGAGCGCAUUGGGGCCGGUGCUCCCGUGUACUUGGCCGCCGUGCUUGAAUACCUGACCGCAGAGAUAUUGGAGUUGGCCGGCAACGCUGCCCGCGACAACAAGAAGACUCGAAUCAUCCCCCGCCACCUGCAGCUGGCUGUCCGCAACGACGAGGAGUUGAGCAAAUUGCUCGGCAAAGUGACCAUCGCUCAGGGAGGCGUGCUGCCCAACAUCCACGCCGUGCUGUUGCCCAAGAAGACUGCCAAGGCCCACUAAUUAUUUCAGGCAAGGCACAAUACCAACGGCUCUUUUAAGAGCCACCCA